Messenger RNA from Neoarthrinium moseri, 483 nucleotides. RefSeq lists its product as uncharacterized. NCBI's taxonomy places the organism in Eukaryota, Fungi, Ascomycota, Sordariomycetes, Amphisphaeriales, Apiosporaceae. Gene Ontology annotation, cellular component: cytosolic large ribosomal subunit; ribosome. The record is from RefSeq and is a predicted model, not a curated record. The transcript has 3 exons. Gene Ontology annotation, biological process: translation. Gene Ontology annotation, molecular function: structural constituent of ribosome. The coding region runs from base 1 to 483 and encodes 160 amino acids.
AUGGGUCACGCUGCAGGUCUCCGCGCCGGAACGAGAUAUGCCUUCUCUCGGGAUUUCCGCAAGAAGGGCAUGAUCGCCCUGUCCACCUACCUUAGACAGUACAAGGUCGGCGACAUUGUGGACAUCAAGGCCAACGGUGCCGUCCAGAAGGGUAUGCCUCACAAGGUCUACCACGGCAAGACCGGUGUCAUCUACAACGUCACCAAGAGCGCCGUCGGUGUCAUCAUCUACAAGAAGGUCAAGCACCGGUACAUCGAGAAGCGCAUCAACCUCCGCCUCGAGCACGUCCGCCUGUCGAGAUCCCGCGAGGACUUCAUCAAGCGCGUCAAGAAGAACGCCGAGCUCAAGAAGCAGGCCAAGGCCGACGGCACCACCGUCCAGGUCAAGAGAUUAGCCACCCAGCCCCGCGAGGCACACGUCGUCUCCAUGAAGGACAACAAGCCCGAGACGGUGGUUCCGAUUGCCUACGAGACUACCAUCUAA